Molecule: messenger RNA, 471 nt
Organism: Aedes albopictus (Asian tiger mosquito)
Lineage: Eukaryota; Metazoa; Arthropoda; Insecta; Diptera; Culicidae
Exons: 1
Coding region: 1-471 (156 amino acids)
Biological process (GO): DNA integration
Molecular function (GO): nucleic acid binding
Source: RefSeq, a predicted model, not a curated record
AUGCGUGAAGAAUAUUGGCCAGUCCAUGGAAGGCGACUGGUACGCAGCGUCAUUCGCAACUGUGUUCAGUGUACCCGAGCGAAUCCCGUCCCGGUCCGUCAGCAGAUCGGCCAACUUCCAACUGCCCGAGUCACCCCGAGCAGACCCUUCGCCGUGACAGGGGUGGACUACGCUGGACCCGUCUAUCUGAAAGCCAUCCAUAAACGAGCGUCACCCACGAAGGCAUAUAUCUGUGUCUUCAUCUGCUUCACCACGAAGGCAGUUCAUUUAGAACUGGUGAGUGAUCUGUCGACACCCGCCUUCCUCACCGCUCUUCGCCGUUUUGUUGCACGCCGAGGCCGUCCUUCCCACAUACACUCGGAUAACGGCAAAAACUUUAUCGGAGCGAAGAAUGAACUGCACCUGCUGUAUCGCAUGCUGGCUGACGAAAAGGAAGUCGAGAAGAUACAGAGAUUCUGCGCCGAAGACUAA